AUGUCGAUUUCCUUAGAACAGUUGCAGUUAUUAUUACAACAACAGCAGCAACAAUAUCAACAACAGCAGCAGCAGAUGUUAGCUUCUCAACAAAGACUCUUGGAAACACUUUUGGGGAAACUAUCUAUCCAACAAGAGAUUCCAGAACAUAAAAGUAUCGAGUCAUACCUUAAUCCAGUUUCAGAAUUUAUAUUUGAUGCAGACAAUGGUCACACUUUUGAAGCAUGGUUUGGCAGAAUUGAAGAUAUUUUCCGAGUUGAAUUUGCUGCUAUAGAUGAUGCAAAGAAAGUCCGGCUGCUAUUACAGAAACUUGGUCCUAAUGAGCAUCAAAAGUAUAAAAACCAUAUUCUGCCUAAACAUCCACGAGAAGUUAAUUUCGAUGAAACUGUUAACAUCCUAAAUAAAAUGUUUUGUGAACAGUCGUCUUUAUUCCGUAUCCGGUAUAACUGUCUACAGCUGACUAAAGGGGCUGAUGAAGAUUAUACUACGUACGCCGGAAGAGUAAAUUUACAAGCAGAACGAUUUAGAUUAAAUGUAUUAACCAGCGAUCAAUUUAAAUGCUUAUUAUUUAUUUCUGGUCUGAACUCUCCUGUUGAUGCUGACUUUUGCAUGAAGUUGUUAUCCCGUAUGGAACAUGAUGAUGAAAUGACGUUACAAACUAUCACCACUGAAUGUCAACGAUUAAUAAACCUAAAACAAGAUACAGCUAUGCUGGAAACCAAAAGUGUUGUGCCCUCAAAUUCUGUUCAUGCUAUUAAGACAGGUCAAAGACAAAACAGUACCAAAAGUCAUAAAUAUUACUCGAAAACUCCUAAACCUGCAACUAAGUGUUGGUAUUGUGGUGCGUGGCAUUUCUCAAGAUUUUGCCGAUUUAGAAAUCAUAGAUGCACUAUAUGCAAUAAAGUUGGCCACAAAGAAUUAGUCUGCCGAACUAGAGAAAGUUUGAGAUCAAAACGAAGCAGACGUCCGCACCAGUACGAAAAUAAGUAUAUAAACAGCGUAUAUUCUACACUGGCUCUAAGCGUAGCGAAUAAAAGAAGAUAUGUGGAAUUAAUUGUUAAUGGUGUUUAUAUUCGAUUGCAAUUGGACACAGCGUCAGAUAUCACACUAAUCUCGAAACGAACGUGGUAUUUAAUUGGGUGUCCGAAAGUAUUACCAACAGAACACACUGCGCGGAAUGCGUCCGGAGAUAUAUUGAAACUUGUGGGAAUGAUAAAAUGCUCUGUUAAAUUCCGAGGUAAUUACUUUACAGGAAUUGCUACUUAA
Schistosoma intercalatum is the source of this 1266-nucleotide messenger RNA. The record is from the annotation of a GenBank genome assembly. NCBI's taxonomy places the organism in Eukaryota, Metazoa, Platyhelminthes, Trematoda, Strigeidida, Schistosomatidae.